Molecule: messenger RNA, 4925 nt
Organism: Lepisosteus oculatus (spotted gar)
Lineage: Eukaryota; Metazoa; Chordata; Actinopteri; Semionotiformes; Lepisosteidae
Gene: kank4
Product: KN motif and ankyrin repeat domains 4
Biological process (GO): negative regulation of actin filament polymerization
Cellular component (GO): cytoskeleton; cytoplasm
Molecular function (GO): protein binding
Source: RefSeq, a predicted model, not a curated record
UCAGUAGUGGUUCAAAUAUAUUCUAGGGGGAAUUGUUUAACACAGACAGAAGAGAUCCUGUAGUGAUCGAAUUAUUGCACUCUGUUCCACAACAAUAGGUCUGCUGCCUGUUUUAGACAGAAGAAGUAAGGCUGAUUUAUGUGGAAUUUCUGAGCUCUGUGGAAAACUUCUAAGAGUCCUCAUUCUCUGGGCCACUUGCCUGCUUUAGUUAGGCAAGGUCACCAGUCACCUGACCAAUACAUUGAACAGCUGGAACACAGUCACAGUGCUGCACUAGCAACAAUUUUGUUCUCUUCAAGUUCAGGAAAGGAAAGGGAAAAUGUGCUUACAAGAAGAGGUUCUCCAGAGCUGCUGGAACAUGUAGGUUGCAAAUAUUGAACACAACAGGUUAUGUCCGCAAAACUACAAAUCUCAAACAAUGAACAAAUCAAAUGCAAACGGCCUGUCAUCAAAGCCAUGUGAGAGUGGAGGCCAGCGGAAACAGCUCCCCUACUCGGUGGAAACUCCAUAUGGAUUUCAUUUAGAUUUGGAUUUCCUGAAGUAUGUCGACGACAUUGAAAAAGGAAAUACAAUUAAAAGGGUUCACAUUCACAGACGAGCCAAGGAUCCCAAAUUCAGCACACUGCCCAGAAACUUCAGCCUACCAGAUCAUGGCUCCAGAUCUGCUCCCAAGGACAGCUGGAAUACCCCAGGCUCUUACCUGCCAAAAAACAAAUCUAGAGCCCUGGAUGUCCAACAGAUCUUUGACUUCAGGGCAGCCGAAAGCAUGACACCAGAAUCUCCCAGGGCACUGGGUUUUAGUUUCAGUUCAGUGAAAGCUUUUGAUGAGCAGCCCUUGGGAUUUCGAGUUAGGCCUCAGCUUUUGAGAACUUCUAGCCUGCCUGUGACAGUCCUUCAGAGGAAGAACUCAGAACCUUCUGAAGAUCAAGCCCCUCCGCCCAUCAGGAGCUCCAACAAACCGAAUGGCACCUCUGAAAACAGCUUUUGGUCGCUUAAUGCCUCACCUAGCCCAGACAACAAACAUCAGCUGACCGCGCAAAAGGAAAUGUCCAGCCUACAUCAGCAGUUCACAAACGCUUUACAAAGGGUCAAGGAGCUUGAGGAGCAAGCGAGAAUGAUUCCAGAACUGAAAGAACAAAUAUGUUCUCUGAGGGAAGAGAAAUAUCAGCUCAUUCUUAAACUUCCCCCUCAGUCUGCGGUGGCCACAGAAGAAAAAACACUGCACUCUGAACACGAGAGAAGAAAUGGCCAGUCACAAUGUAAAGAACUGCCUGAAGGUUUAAACAAUACACCUGCUAGCCAGCUUUCAGCUCAGUGUAUGUCAGCUUCAGCUGACAAGCUUAGAGAUACACAGGAUACACAAAAAACAGUAAAAGCACUGGCAAGUCCAUCAGUACAGAAUGUAGGUGUGGGUGUGACAGAAAAAGAUUUAGGUUUAACAUCUGAGCAGGUAAGCAGCGAUACAGGACCACUCACUAUCAUAGCACUGAGGACAAAACUCACCGUUGUAGAAAAGCAGUUGAACGACACUACCAAAGAGCUGGAUAAAGUAAACUCUCUACUAAAGGAGCAAAUGAAAGAAAACGUGAGGAAGGAAGAAAGGAUAAAGAUUCUGACAGAAGAGGCAGAGGCCCGUGCAAAUCUCAAGGAGGCAAAGGUAUUACAAAGAGCAGCAGACACAGUGGAGACCAAGCUUGACUCAGACUGUGUUUGUCUCUGUGAUGCAGCAGUGGGGAUGGCAACAAAAGAGGAAGGAAACAUCUUCUGUGAUAAAGGAGUUAUGACUGAUGGUAUAUUCCAGCAAGGGGCUUGCGAGAAUCUGACUGAAACGCAACCAAAAGACCUCAGAAGCUCUAAGAAUCAGACAGACUGUGUGUCAACAAAUGAAGUGCAUGUUUCUGUAAAAGUCCUUACAGAGGAUAAGUCUGUAGAGGCUGUGGUGAGCACCUGUGAUAAAGCUGUUGAAACUGCUCAACUAGUGACAGCCUGUCCUAACACUGCUCAAGAGGACCCUCCUAUUGAUUGCACACACAAGGAACCUGAAGUGCCCUUAGAGUACACAAGCAAUGGUAACCAACUAUCUCCUAUUUCUGUCUGCAAAGAUGGUGUAGGCUGCGUGGCUGAACAAAUGCAAGAAUGGCAAAAAGAGGGUACAGAUGAAUCAGGAAGCAAAGCUCUCCACCAACAGGAAACAGAUGAAUCCACAUCUUCCCAGGCUGCUCUUGGACAUUAUGUAACACGAAUCCAAGAACUUUUGCAUGAACAAUGGGCCUGCCUGGAAAAUGGACACCCAGAACUUGCCAGCACACUAAGGCAACCUGCCUCAAAAAUCAGCUCCAUUCAAAACCAGCUAGUCAGUUCCCUUAACGUUCUCUCUUCUAUGUAUUCCUCACAAGUACACAAAGAGGAGAGCAGUAGAGAUUCUCAGCAAGAAGGGUGCUCUCCACCCUCAGCCUUGAAAUCCAUCAUGAAGAAGAAGGACUGCAGUGUCAGGCUGGGAAGCAGUGGAGCCAAAAAGAACCUGAAGUUUGUUGGAGUGAAUGGCGGGUAUGAAACGACUUCGAGUGAGGAGUCCAGCGGAGAGGACGAGGAGAAUGAUAGCUCAGAGGAGAGAGAGGAUGGAGGGGUCGAGGCGGCUCAGAGCACCAAUUCAGAAGAGUCUGAGAGGACUGGAGGUCAUUCGCAGGUGACCAGUGAGUCCAGCAAUAUGCCACAGCCAGAGGCGGCAAGCAGGGAAACAGUGGAUGAGGAUUUCAUGGCUGCAUGUCUUUUCCUUAAAGAUCACCUUUCAGAGGUUAUCUCUCCCAGCAGAGAACUGAGGCAGGUCCUGAGUGUGGUUUACUACGAAUGGUUCCGUGUUUCCAGUCAGAAGGCUUCCCAGGCCCAUGCCUUGGCUCUGUACCUCCAGGAGCUGAAAGCUGUCUCUCCCGAAGUCCUGGAGUUUGUCAUCAACUCAGCUGAUGGCAAUGGAAAUACUGCUCUUCAUUACAGUGUCUCCCACUCCAACUUUCGCAUCGUCAAACUGCUCCUGGACACAGGCUUGUGCAAAGUGGAUCAUCAGAACAAAGCGGGCUACACUGCCAUCAUGCUGGCCUCCCUAACUGCUGCCGACUCUCGGGAGGACAUGGAUGUGGCCCUGCAGCUUCUGAAGCAGGGGGACAUCAACACAAGGGCCAGUCAGGCUGGGCAGACAGCUCUGAUGCUGGCUGUCAGUCACGGCCGGAUUGACAUGGUGCGACUGCUGCUGUCCUGCAACGCCGACGUCAACGCUCAGGACGAUGAUGGCUCCACAGCGCUCAUGUGCGCGUGCGAGCACGGUCAUGCUGACAUCGUCCGCCUCCUGCUCGCGCUGCCGGCCUGCGACGCCAGCAUCACCGAUAAUGAAGGCAACAGUGCUUUGUCUAUAGCUCUGGAAGCUUCCCACACGGAGAUAGUUGACCUUCUGAAGGCCCACACAGACCACGGGACCCCUGACACUUCGUAGCUGUUUGAACCAAAGGCUCUUUUAUUCCCAGGCACAUGACUACAAAGGCUCCAUUCAAAGACAGCUCCUGGCACUUCUGAUGUUGUCUUCAACUAGCCUCUGAACUGUGUCCAUGAUUAAAACGAGAUAUUUCAAAUAUUUAUGGACAUUCCUUCUAAGUGAUUAGCAUUUCGCUAGUGCCCUAUGAGAAAAAGACCCUCGCACACCAAUCAAACCCAUAGCGGGUGUUCGUAGCUGUGUGACAAGUGCACUGAGCUCGGCCAUGCUCCUUCAGCUGCCAGGAGUUGACUAAAAUCAAAACUCCAGUCUCUUAACUGUUGAAGAUGACAUACCAAUUGGAUUUGUGAAGGAAAUAAAAGAUUUUGUUCACAUUUCCCUUAUUGUGAGACAAUAUAUUUAUAUAUUUUGGCUACUGUGUAAAGUUUAUAUGUUUGAAAUCAUACCCUGUAUCACUCUGGGGGAUAUGGGUUGUUCAUUUUAUGUCUAUUUUGUUAAUCCUGCUUGUUGUUUGAAAGGAUUUGCUCUUGCUUCUGAAUAUUUAUUUCCCUACUUUGCCCUCACCAAUGAGUGGGGAAAAUGGGGGAACCUGAGGCACUAUCCGCAGAACUGAGUUAUUCUAUGUAGUACAGCGCAAAGAGGAAGAGCAAAUUCUGGCUAGACAAGAAAAAUGUCAGCCUUCCCAGACUGCUUUGUCUGUUUAGAUGCUGUAUAUACAGUACUAUCCUUGCCAAGCUUAUUUUAGCCCCAAACAUAGCACAAUACUGUUAAACCUUUUUUGGCUGUUAAUCUCUGUCCAGGUUCGAUAAGCUAAAAGCCUUGACUUACAUCUUCCAGUUUCUUUUUUUUUUUGCAAUUAUAUUUUGUGCAACUUUAUUAUUGUCUCCUGUAUUAGUGUAAUCCUGAAAGCCAUUAAUAAUGUGCAAAAUGUUGUACAAACCGUGAAGGCACCGAUCCCAAUUUCCUAUACAAUCAAUGAAGUUAGAAAGCAGGACUGGUACAGUAAUUCUAAUGGAGCUACUUGUGUCAGUUAAAAAAAUCAUUUUUCAAUGACCAGAACUCUGGCAUGAUAAUCAUGGAACACAUCAUCAUUGUAUGAGUCCAUUGUCAGGCACACUUGAUUCCUUUGACUGUUGCAUGUCUCUCAAGGACACUCUUGUCCAGGAAUGUCAAAAUGUCAAUAUCAAAGUCAAUGUCAUUCUUUGACAAAUACAGUAUAUAGGUUACAGUAUAUUUCUAUAUUUCCUAUAUACUGACAGAUAUAUAGGUUAUAUUCAUAGCUCGUUUCGAUGAGCAAAACGCAGCAUUCUACAGCAUGUUUGGUUAUACAGUAUAAGUCAAGAUACUUUGUGUGAGUAUCUGAAAAUAAGAGUUCAGGUGGGUAGCUGCGUCAGCAUGCGUAGGCUGUAAAGGAACAAGUAAUAGGUUUAUUCGAUGCUGAAUA